AUGACUUGCGUGGCCAAAUUUUACGAGGAUGUCAUUGAGGACGUCAUAAGCGGUGUUAAAGAUGAAUUUGUGGAAGAUGGAGGUGACAUCCAGAUACUUGAGGAACUGAAAAAGCUUUGGAAGUCAAAGCUUGCCGAAACUCAUGUCUUCAACCCGGAACCGGCUACAGGAAGUGCGGCACAGUAUUUGAACCUUUUGCAGCGUUCACAAGUCCAAAUUCAUCCAAACGUUAGUUCUGGGACUUCCUCUGCUGGUUUGCCAGUAAAACAGUUGGGUACAGUAGUUCGGACUGGAUCAGAGCAGACUGCAGGAGUGGCGCUUCCUGGCUCCCUUGCAAGCCUGCGAAUGCCUGCAGCACGUGCUUCAUCUGUCUCAUUGCCUCAGAAAGUACGACCUCGUGAACCGGUGCAAACUACACAGUGUCUCGCUUCAGUUAUACUACCGGCACAGUCGCAGACACAAAAGCAACCUCAGACGACCAACAUCCUUCCAGCUGUGCUGAAUCCUAAUGCAAGUGGCGUCCAGCAGAGACCUGUCACAACUACAACUGUUCAACAAGGUGUGACGCCUCAACUUGCUACGCUCCCUUCAGGCCUUACUGGACAUCUCGUUCAAAUUGGUCAACAGACAUAUCUUGUCCCUCAAAACCUAACAACAGUCCGUCCACCUGGUGUUCAUCUGGCUGUUCCUCAGUAUAUUGGGAAUCCAAAUAUUGCAAAUAACAGUGUUGUCGCUUCAGAUCUCGGGCAGUUUAAACAAGUAAAUAAAAACAUUAAAUUAAAAAAGUAA
Molecule: messenger RNA, 789 nt
Organism: Trichobilharzia regenti
Lineage: Eukaryota; Metazoa; Platyhelminthes; Trematoda; Strigeidida; Schistosomatidae
Source: the annotation of a GenBank genome assembly